Messenger RNA from Wasmannia auropunctata (little fire ant), 348 nucleotides. RefSeq lists its product as uncharacterized. The record is from RefSeq and is a predicted model, not a curated record. NCBI's taxonomy places the organism in Eukaryota, Metazoa, Arthropoda, Insecta, Hymenoptera, Formicidae. The annotation marks the transcript as partial. The transcript is spliced from 2 exons.
AAGAAAUUACGGAUCAGGCUGAGCGAAUGCUCUUGGAGGUGGACGAGCAAACUCCUACAGAAAAUUUCCAAAGAACAGUAAUGGCGAUGUUGCGGCAACAUGGCCAAAUGUUGCAACGUUUGCAACAACAGCAGCAACAGCCGCAACAAUUGCAACAGCAGCCGCCACAGCAGCCGCCACAGCAGCCGCCACCGCAGCCGCCCCAGCAGCCGCCCCAGCAGCCACCCCAGCAGCCGCUCCAGCAGCCGCCCCAGCAGCCGCCCCAGCAACCGCCACAGCAGCCGCCACAGCAACCGCAAUUGCAGCUGCAACAAUCGCAGUUGCAAUCGCAGCAGCAGCAGCCAAAUG